Helianthus annuus (common sunflower) is the source of this 3322-nucleotide messenger RNA. Its product is annotated as late blight resistance protein R1-A. Lineage: Eukaryota; Viridiplantae; Streptophyta; Magnoliopsida; Asterales; Asteraceae. Gene Ontology annotation, molecular function: ADP binding. The transcript has a single exon. The record is from RefSeq and is a predicted model, not a curated record. Bases 377 to 2347 code for a protein of 656 amino acids. Gene Ontology annotation, biological process: defense response to other organism.
GCACUGAACCCACUUGGAACUUAACAACUGGACUUGAAAUUGCAUCAAAGCAGAGGCGGAACCACGGGAUCCCACUCCGGUCAUCGGAACAUGACGACUGACGAAUUCACCAAAAGAACAAAACCAACUACCUGCUAAAACCACAGAAAUACCAUGCACAAAUACUGAUACGCUGAGAACCCCAAAAUGAAGAUUUUACUUAAGAUGAUCGGAAGACGAAAACCGGAGAACAAAAGGUGACGUGAUCGAUGGCUACCAAAAAAACCCGUGUUUCAAAAAGAACAAUAAACGAGCGACCCUCUGAAGUCUGAACCAUCACCCCCAGACAACAAUACUCCCUUCAAUCAUACUUGUUGACAAGAGUUGACUUGGAGAUAUGGCAAACAUAGAUCUGGAGAUGUUCAUGGAGAAGUUGAGGAGGUUACUUUACGAGAAUGACAAUGAUACAUGGAUCAGAAACAUUAAUCCUUACAUCGAAGCAAAAAAGCCUGAAAUCCAGUUGCUAUAUGAGGAGCUUGCCUACCUCAUUGGAUCAUCCUGUUUUAAAGAACAACUACAUGAUUUGGGAAACUGGAAGACACGACUUAUCCAAGCAGCACAGGAGGCAGAAGAUAUGGUUGAUAUGUUCGUAUCUUCUGCUAUCAUCAAGACCAAUUAUAGAGGGUUAUAUCAAGCGUCCAUGUCCACACACCGCAGCCUGGGUUUUCGAAAAAAGAAAUUACUCGAUUGCUCUCUUAAGGACCUUAAGGGUGUUAUGGACCACCUAAAGUCUAUCAGAGAAGAGAUCACGAGUAAUAAGAAUCUAGUUAAGCAAGACAUGAUGAUGGACACCGGGUUUGAAGCUACUGGAACAACAGUGAAUCUUAGUGCAACCGAACAUGAAGAAUACAUUGUAGGCUUUGAUGAUGAUGUACUAUUGAUAAUAGACAGGCUUACCGGAUACCGCAAGAAGCUAGACAUAAUUUCGAUUGUGGGUAUGGGCGGACUGGGUAAGACUACCCUGGCUACCAAAAUAUUCGGUGAUUCUCUUGUAGAGUAUUAUUUCGAUAUGCGCGGGUGGAUUACUGUUUCUCAAGAGUAUUCCAAGAGAGAUUUGUUAGUACAACUAUUGGUGUCAAUAGGCAGAUCGGUUCAUGAGACAGCGAGUGAAUCAAAACUUUAUGAAAUGGUGUACCAGAGUCUAAAGGGAAGGAGAUAUUUGAUUGUUAUUGAUGAUGUCUGGAGUUGUAAGGCAUGGGAUGAUGUGCGGCUAUGUUUUCCUGAUGACAAUAUCGGUAGCAGAGUUCUUGUGACCACGCGGCUUGCAGAAGUUGCUGGGCAUGCAAGCCGGGGCGGUUUCACUCACAACCUAGGACUUUUAACCGAAGAACAAAGUUGGGAGCUGCUGUGUAGGAAGACUUUCAGGGGACAUGAGUGCCCUGAAAGUUUGACUGAGACAGGGAAGCAUAUAGCUACGAAGUGUGGAGGAUUACCGCUUGCUUUAGUUGUCAUAGCAGGACUUCUAGAGAAAGGAGAGAGACGGAAAGAUUUGUGGGAGAAAAUUGCCGAACGUGUGGGUUCAUACGUUAUUAAUGACCCUAAAGGAUGCUUGGAUACGCUAGCUUUGAGUUAUGACCAUCUACCUCUUCACUUGAAGAAAUGUUUUCUCUAUGUAGGCAUCUUUCCAGAAGACUAUAUAAUCCAAGUGCAGACGUUGAUCAGGCUCUGGAUGGCUGAAGGGUUUAUAAAAGAAGCAGGCCAAAGAAGCUUGGAGGAAGAAGGUGAGUAUCACCUGAUGGAUCUAAUUGACAGAAAUCUGUUAAUUGUUGCUGAUAAAAGGUCUAAUGGAGGAAUUAAAUCAUGUCGCCUGCAUGAUCUUUUGAGAGAACUAUGCUUAAAAAAAGCCGAUGAAGAAACUUUCUUCCAGAAAGUUAGUAGGGAGCAACGGCGUCUACUUUUCACCUCAAACAGAAACCUUGACUCUGAUUCUGUUUCCAGCAUAGUGAAGCAAAGGCGUCUAUCCGCUGCCCCUGAUGUUUUAUGUAACAUCUAUUUGCAUGGUUUUACCACGUACACAAGGUCUGUUUUGUGCUUUGAUUACGGUGGAUUUUCAGAAUAUAGAACUACAAAUUGGGUUCCAUCCUUUUUGCUUCUUAGAGUGUUGGAUUUACUAAAUAUUCCACUCGUUGAUUCCAGCGACAUAAGAAUGCUAGUUCAUCUAAGGUACUUAGCAGUUUGGUCACGCAAAGAAUCCUUAUCAUUAAAGUUCGAUUUACGGAGCCUUCAAACUUUCAUUGCUAAAGGCAAGUUCCAAUGGCCCAUAUUGUCAUUUGGUAAUAUGGUAAUGGCCCAUAUUGUCAUUUGGUAAUAUGGUGAAUCUAAGGCACUUGCGGUGUGACAGAAUCAACAUCCCAAUUGGUUUCAGUAACCCUUCAUUGCUCAACUUGCAAACGGUUUCCAGACUAAGAUUAGGUCAUUGGGCUGAACUUUUGCUGCAUUCUUUUCGUAAUAUCAAGAAGCUUGGGUGUUCUAUUUCUUCAUCGUCAACCAAUCAUGGAUUACUUAGCUUUACGUUGCUAACUCGUCUUGAAGCUUUGAACAUAGACAAGUACACGUACGAUUCAUUAACUUUAACGAACCCAAUAAGGUUCCCAGAAACAUUGAGAAAGCUGACCUUAAAGGGGUUAUGUCUUCCUUGGAAUUAUAUGUCAACAAUUCGACAAUUACCCAAACUUGAGGUUCUCAAAUUACUAGACUCAUCGUUCAAAGGACACAUGUGGGAGUCUGGCGAUGAGCAGUUUCACCAGUUGAAGUUUUUGAAAUUAGUGAAGCUGGAUCUCCGUGUCUGGGAAGCUUCUAGCAUCAACUUCCCACACCUCAGGAAACUAGUAGUGAUAAGUUGUGAAGAUCUAAUGGAAAUUCCGCUAGACCUUGGAAGGAUCUACACCCUCGAGCAUAUUGAGAUAGAUUAUUCCAACCCUCGUGUACUUGAGUCUGUAAAAAGAAUUCAAGAAGCGCAGCGUGAGAUUGAGAACUAUGAUAUCCAUGUCAACUUCACUCACGCGGAUCCAAGCGAAGCCUUCUUUCAGGAAGAUCCUUUCUUUGACUAACUCCAUCAUCCUGGAUAUUCCGAGCUCUGGUAACUUGUAUAUUGUGUGAAUGCCAAGUUUGUUGUACAACAUCAUUAUGGAUGUGAGAAUUGGAUCAUUGCUUAUAUGUCCUCCUAAAUAGUGAAUAAUGGACUGAGAUGUAAGAGGAAUAGUUAAUAUCUGACUUUUGUUAUGUAUUGUAAAGUUACUCGUAUCUGACUUCUACAACACAGAACGCUAUAUUUUUCUUGUUA